AUGAUCAACGCGUUCCUCGUCUUUAAUGGCCAGGGCCAACCGCGGCUCACCAAGUUUUAUACCCAACUCGACACCUCCAUCCAACAGCGCCUAAUCUCCGAGAUCUUCACCCUCGUCUCCAACCGACCCUCCGGCUCCUGCAACUUCCUCCCACUACCCCCUCUCCUCGCCGCCUCCUCAACGAGCAACACCUCCUCGUCCGCCCAAGAACAAAACGACGUACCUUCCCUCGUCACCUACCGCAACUACGCGACGCUCUACUUCAUCGUCAUCUCGACCUCGACCGAGUCCCCGCUGGCGCUGAUCGAUCUGAUUCAGGUGUAUGUGGAAGCGCUCGAUCGGCUGUUUGAGAAUGUGUGCGAGCUGGAUUUGAUCUUUAACUAUGAGACGCUGCAUGCGACGUUGGGGGAGAUGAUUGUGGGCGGGGUGGUGAUUGAGACGAAUAUGGAGCGGAUUGUGGCGGGUGUUAGGGCUCAGGGGACGGUUGCGAAGAGGCCGGUGAAUGAGGGGAGGACGGGUGGUGGGUUAGGGGGAACGCUGGGGGCGGGACUGGGGAUGGGUGGGAUGGUUUGGCAUGGGAGGUGA
This is a messenger RNA of Dichotomopilus funicola, 585 nucleotides long. Its product is annotated as clathrin adaptor complex small chain. The transcript is spliced from 2 exons. The record is from RefSeq and is a predicted model, not a curated record. Bases 1 to 585 code for a protein of 194 amino acids. Gene Ontology annotation, cellular component: intracellular membrane-bounded organelle. Gene Ontology annotation, biological process: protein transport; vesicle-mediated transport. Lineage: Eukaryota; Fungi; Ascomycota; Sordariomycetes; Sordariales; Chaetomiaceae.